This is a messenger RNA of Anoplopoma fimbria (sablefish), 1244 nucleotides long. It is a transcript of the gene ube2v2, whose product is annotated as ubiquitin-conjugating enzyme E2 variant 2. Bases 90 to 527 code for a protein of 145 amino acids. NCBI's taxonomy places the organism in Eukaryota, Metazoa, Chordata, Actinopteri, Perciformes, Anoplopomatidae. The transcript is spliced from 4 exons. The record is from RefSeq and is a predicted model, not a curated record. Gene Ontology annotation, cellular component: nucleus. Gene Ontology annotation, biological process: protein K63-linked ubiquitination; DNA damage tolerance.
GGCCUGCAGUGCAGCGGUCCGCCGCAGGGGGCGGGGUUUCACUGCUGUGACGUCACACCGCUGUGUGCUUCUGGACUCGGCAGAAGAAGAUGGCGGCCUCCUCAGGAGUUAAAGUUCCACGCAAUUUUCGCUUGUUGGAAGAGCUUGAAGAAGGACAGAAGGGCGAGGGCGAUGGCACAGUCAGCUGGGGCCUCGAGAAUGACGAUGACAUGACUCUCACGUGGUGGACAGGCAUGAUCAUUGGACCAGCAAGAACCAAUUAUGAGAACAGAAUAUACAGUCUGAGAGUUGUAUGUGGAUCAAGAUACCCAGAGGUGUCCCCGACUGUUAAAUUUGUAACAAAAAUAAGCAUGAGUGGGAUAGAUAAUUCCAACGGGGUGGUGGAUUCAAGUAGCGUACCAGUUUUAGCAAAAUGGCAGAAUUCUUAUAGCAUUAAAAUUAUUCUUCAAGAGUUAAGGCGUCUAAUGAUGUCCAAAGAAAAUAUGAAGCUUCCACAACCACCGGAAGGACAAACCUACAGCACUUAAUCGCAAUGGAUUGUUUUGACCCUCUGUCUUAAACCUUACUCUUAGAAAUAUCGUGUAAAAUCAUCAAGAGGCUCACUUCACACAUCAACAAUAUCGUCGGCAAGACCAAGAUUGGAUUUUCUUAUUACAUAGCUCAUUGAAAAGGAAAAAUGUCCCUGCAGUUAAGCACUGAAUAGUCAAAAGACUUCAAGACCACAGUUAUCCGCCUUUAAAAAAAACCCAAAAAACUUACUUUGACAAUGACUUUUAUGUUCAACGUGCUUGAGUUGGCUUGAAGAGGGAAGCAUGACGCCACGCAGAGGAUGUACCAGAGUCCCAGUAGUUUUUAAGUUCAAAUGACUGAUCACUGAAGUAAAACAGCAAGAUGUGUGUAUGAAGGCAUGUUCUGUAACUAAUAACUAGUCCCAAGAUAAGCCACAUUUUUGAGUUUGUUAGUCAAAGUUAGCAGGUUCAUUAAACCAUCAUGCAGAUUGCUAAAUAUUGAACUGUGGCUGUAGUCUAAAAGUAGUGUCACAAGUUAAGAAAGGUAUAUAUAGAUAUGUAAAUAUAUAUAUCUGUAUUUGACACGAUACCAAUAUGUUUCUGUUCUGCAGCUCUUUGACAUGUAACAGACGUUGAAGCCUGUUCAUUUCUGAAACCCUUGCAUUUAUCUUCCAGGGAAAAUGACAGGUGUAUGAACUUGUGAUUUUCUGAAAUUAAAAUCACUGUCUGCAAGAA